UUAACACACUAACAGCUGUCUUACGUCAAUAGGUGUAAAUAACACGUGUAAAUUAAAAAUAAAAUACUAUGGAACGAUUAAUAUCUUAAAUUAUUUAUUAUUAACGGCGAAAAAUGACGACAGCUUUACAACAACAAGUUUUUGCAUUAGAUGCAAAAUAUAAUGCAAAUAGGGCCCCAAAUAGCCCAGGAUUUCGAACGCUGUACAUUCGCAGAAGAAGUCAGUUAUUAAGAGAAACCGAAAGAGAACCAGAUAAAUGGGCACAAUAUUUAAAAUUAAGAUCCACCUUGUUACAGCAAAGAUAUGGAAAUGCUGGAUGUGAUUCAACUCAUUUAAGAUCUACUAGUAGAUCUAGUAUUUCAAAUGAAUCAAGAACUUCUAUAUUUGGUGUUAAAGAUGUUGUUGUUCCAACUAAACAAGCUGAAGCUUCUAGGGCAAUAGUUGGUGGUAACUCUAUAGCUGAGAAUUAUGCAUUUAAAGGUGUACAUCAUAUUUUUGACCAACAUAAUGAACCAGUUACAAUGGUUAAAUUUGCUAACAACGAUCAAUCGUUGCUAUGUUGUUCUUCUGUUGAUGGUAAUUUAUCUGUGUGCAAUGUAACUGAUUCGCCACCUGCGGUUUUAGCAAUUUUAAAAGAUCAUACAAAAGCUGUAACAGGUUUUGAUUGGUCUGCUAAUAAUGAUUUAAUUGCAAGUUCUUCGUUAGACAGUACUGUUAAAGUAUGGAAAGUUGCUGAUUAUUCAUGUUUAAGAACAGUUCAAGAUCCUAACUCUUCGCAAAUUCUUUGUUGUUUGUUCCAACCGGUUAACAAUAAUCUUUUAAUAACCGGAAAUAGUAGAGGGGAAGUCAGAAUUGCAAAUGUAUCAACUGGGAGAUUUAUGAAAAAUGUUUGUAGAGUUACUGGAAAUGUCUUGUGUUUAGCUUCAGAUGCGAAUGGUAAAACAAUAUGGGCUGGAAAUGAUAAGGGUGAAAUCGUUUCUAUUCUUUGCGACAUAAGCGGUCAAUUGUGCCGCACAAGAAGAUUAAACAUGGGAAUGCCGUGUUCAAUAACUAGCUUAAGUUAUCGCGCUUGGAUUAGUCGAGAAGCUCGAGAUCCUUUACUUCUUGUAAAUUCGUCAAAUAAUUCUUUAUGCCUCUUCAAUAUCGUGGAUUAUGAAGGAACUUUAUCUUUAAAGCGUCGCUUUCCGAAUAGACACACUAAACAUUCCGUAAAAUCGACAUUUUGUCCUAUUAUGUCUUUCAGGCAAGGGGCUUGCGUCGUUACUGGUAGUGAUGAUGGAAGCGUUUAUUUUAUUGAUAUAGAAAAACACGGAUCGAGAUCUUGCGUAAAUACUUUACAAGGACAUUCAAGUCCCGUUCUUGGAAUUACAUUUAAUUAUAACGAAUCUCUAUUGGCUACAAGUGAUUUGGAAGGUUUGGUGAUUAUAUGGAAAAGAGCAGAUUUAUAAAAAAAAACAUAUUUAUUCUAUAUCAUUUAUUAUAAUUCUAAAAUAUAUUCUUGCAUUUAAGUAAUAA
This is a messenger RNA of Onthophagus taurus, 1515 nucleotides long. Its product is annotated as WD repeat-containing protein 13. The record is from RefSeq and is a predicted model, not a curated record. Gene Ontology annotation, molecular function: promoter-specific chromatin binding; protein binding. Lineage: Eukaryota; Metazoa; Arthropoda; Insecta; Coleoptera; Scarabaeidae. Gene Ontology annotation, cellular component: nucleus.